AUGGAGGUUGAGGAUGUGGUGAUUUCAGAGGUCGAGGUCGAGGAAAUUAAGGUCAAAGAAAAUUUGAUGAGAGUAAUUCAAACUCUAAUUGAUCAAGAGGUUGGGGAAGACAAAAUUAUUCGAGGUCAAAUGGAGAAAGAUCAAAUAAUGAAAAAAGAUAUGAUAAAAGAUGGGUAUAAAGUAGAAGAAAAUGCAACUUAUGCUGAGAAAUAUGAAGAAAGCGGUGAGUCAUCUUUUCUUCUAGCAUGUAGGGGUGAAAAAACAUUUGAAAAUAAUACAUGGUAUCUUGAUAGUGGUGCAAGCAAUCACAUGUGUGGAUGUCAGUCAAUGUUCGUGGAACUUGAUGAAUCUGUUGGUGGUAAUAUCAUAUUUGGCGAUGCCACAAAAAUUUCUGUUAAAGGAAAAUGUAAGAUUUUAAUCAACUUGAAGAAUAUGAAGCAUGAGUUUAUCUCUAAUGUUUAUUAUGUGACUGAUAGGAAGAACAAUAUUUUGACUUUGGGACAACACUGA
This is a messenger RNA of Benincasa hispida (wax gourd), 510 nucleotides long. The record is from RefSeq and is a predicted model, not a curated record. NCBI's taxonomy places the organism in Eukaryota, Viridiplantae, Streptophyta, Magnoliopsida, Cucurbitales, Cucurbitaceae.